AAAUCUUCAGAUAAACAGGCAUCACCUCCACCACUGAUAUUCACCCCAACCACAUCCAAACCAUAUCCACUAUGUCCAACCCCAGCGUGAAGAUCAGAGAAAUCGAGCGCGAUGCCAUCGACUUCUACUUCCUGGACAUGGACCUUGCACUCGCGAACAGUUUGCGCCGCGUGAUGCUCGCGGAAAUCCCCACCUUGACCAUCGACUUGGUGGAGAUCGAAAUCAACACCACGGUGCUCGCGGAUGAGUUUCUCUCGCACCGUUUGGGGCUCAUUCCUUUAGAUAGUGUUGACAUCGAACACUUGGAGUACACGCGUGACUGCACGUGCGACGAGUACUGCGAAAAGUGCUCGGUGAUUCUCGAACUCGACGCCAAGUGCACGGACGACCUGACGUUAUCGAUCUAUACGCGCGACUUUAUCGUGCACAAGCCGAACGACCAGACCAACUUGGGCGAGCCUGUGGUGAGAGACCCAGCCGGACGGGGUAUUUUGAUUGCCAAGUUGAGAAAGAACCAAGAGUUGAAGCUUAAAUGUAUUGCGAAGAAGGGGAUUGCCAAGGAGCACGCAAAGUGGUCGCCGUGUUCUGCUGUCGCGUUCGAGUACGAUCCAUACAAUAAAUUGAAGCACACGGACUACUGGUACGAGGAGGACGCCGUGGAGGAAUGGCCCGCCUCUGAGAACUGCGAGUGGGAGGAGCGUCCUAUGGAGGACGAGGCGUUCAAUUACGCCGCCAAACCAGAGCAGUUCUACAUGAACGUGGAAACUGUCGGCUCCUUGGACCCAAAGCAGGUUGUCACCCGCGGGAUGGAGGUGUUGCAGAAGAAGUUGGCCGCGGUCGUGCUAGCCCUUGGGGACAUUAACGACGGGAGAGUCCAGCGCAAGGAUGACGCCGGUGGGUUUACCACUUACGGCCAGCGCACUGACUAUGAAGCCGGAGCGAACUCCGCAUAUGGCGGUACCUCUGCGUACGCCGGCGGCCAGAGUGCCUAUGGGCAGGGCUUUGGCUAUUAAACAUGUAUAUUAAUUAAGGUCUAGGCUUAUUUUUUUUCCUUCGGGAGGGGGUUUCACGCAGAACGAGUCGCUCGUCGUGGCAGGGAGUGUUUUAGAGAUCUAGCUGGUUGUGUUUAAUCGCAGAAGGUUAAUGAUUAGAAGGAUUGGUUGGUAUUUAAAUGGCGUUGAGGUAGAGCAGCAUUCAACGUCGGGUUGUGUUCUGAUUCAUGAAGCAAAAAUUAGCCGAGUGUUUUAGACUCUUAGGAUGAGGUUCGGGUAGAUCUGGUUUGGUUUACCUUAAUUAUAAAGCUGCUAGAAUCGUCGGUUUCGGCUCGGAUUUAUCUUUGCUAAUUUCACCUAUUGAGACC
Messenger RNA from Babjeviella inositovora NRRL Y-12698, 1360 nucleotides. Its product is annotated as DNA-directed RNA polymerase II core subunit. The transcript has a single exon. Lineage: Eukaryota; Fungi; Ascomycota; Pichiomycetes; Serinales. Gene Ontology annotation, biological process: DNA-templated transcription. Gene Ontology annotation, molecular function: DNA-directed RNA polymerase activity; protein dimerization activity. The record is from RefSeq and is a predicted model, not a curated record. Bases 72 to 1013 code for a protein of 313 amino acids. Gene Ontology annotation, cellular component: RNA polymerase II, core complex.